Sphaeroforma arctica JP610 is the source of this 793-nucleotide messenger RNA. RefSeq lists its product as hypothetical. The transcript is spliced from 3 exons. The record is from RefSeq and is a predicted model, not a curated record. Gene Ontology annotation, molecular function: carnitine O-palmitoyltransferase activity. The annotation marks the transcript as partial. Lineage: Eukaryota; Ichthyosporea; Ichthyophonida. Gene Ontology annotation, biological process: fatty acid metabolic process; carnitine metabolic process. Gene Ontology annotation, cellular component: mitochondrion.
GUUGGGGCAUCGUUGGGGCAUUAGUAGUAGAUGAAAAACACACACGUGUACACAAGUAGUGUAACAUAUAUGAAGCAAGGGGUAUAUGCUCGGUAUUAAGUUGGUAUCAGUAUACAUUUAGAUAUCCAACUGCACCAUGGAUAUGGUGAGAGGGAUUGUGACCAAGCCCAUACUGUUUGCGUACAUACCUUUCCGCAAUGUGUUGAUGCGGCUUGUAUGUCAGUACACGGGUUGGCUUACGGUGAUGGAACCCUUUCCAGAUUCCAACGAUAAACAGCCUCGAAAGAAGACUGAACCUUCGUUGGCGACUAAGAUCUGGGGUGGUUGUAUGUAUGUGCUGACGUACCUUGCAUCCAGGAGGACAUAUCAGUUACAAGGCGGUCUACGUCACUUGCCAGUGCCAUCUUUAAGGCCUACAAUUGAUAAGUAUGUCGAGUCUCUCAGACCAAUCUGCUCUGAAGUGGAGAUGCAAGAGAUACAGCAAGGUUCGCAGCAAUUUUUAUCGCUGACGGGUGGUUAUGUGUUGCAAACGCUGUUGGUACUACGAUCAUGGGUAGUUGAUAACUAUGUCAGCGAUUGGUGGGGUAUGUACGUAUAUCUCUCGAGCCGCGAUACACUGUUGAUCAACUCCAACUACUACGGCCUAGACUAUGGUUUGGAAUGGCCCACAGACUGCCAACUCUCCCGUGCUGCUUUGUUGACACAGACUAUCGCGAAGUGGUGGGACUUCCUUGAGGACGAGACAGUGGAGCCGUUGAAGCUGAGAGGGUUUAUACCCAUGUGUAUGGAUCAG